CAGAACUUCCUGCUAUAGAACCUGAGAACAUGGCCAAACCAGCACAGGGUGCCAGGUACAGGGGCUCCAUCCGGGACUUCCCAGACUUCGACCCCAACCAGGAUGCUGAGGCUCUGUACACUGCCAUGAAGGGCUUCGGCAGUGACAAGGAGGCCAUCCUGGAGCUGAUCACCUCCAGGAGCAACCGGCAGAGGCAGGAGAUCUCCCAGAGCUACAAGUCCCUCUACGGCAAGGACCUCAUCGCCGCCCUGAAGUAUGAGCUGACCGGGAAGUUCGAACGACUCAUCGUGGGCCUGAUGAGACCACUCGCCUACUGCGACGCCAAAGAAAUUAAAGACGCCAUCGCGGGCGUUGGUACUGAUGAGAAGUGCCUCAUUGAGAUCUUGGCCUCCCGCACCAACGAGCAGAUCCACCAGCUGGUGGAAGCAUACAAAGAAGCCUAUGAGCGGGACCUGGAAGCUGACAUCCUUGGUGACACCUCAGGCCACUUCCAGAAGAUGCUCGUGGUCCUGCUGCAGGGUACCAGGGAGAAUGACGAUGUCGUGAGCGAGGACUUGGUGCAGCAGGAUGUCCAGGACCUGUACCAGGCAGGGGAACUGAAAUGGGGAACAGACGAGGCCCAAUUCAUUUACAUCUUGGGAAAUCGCAGCAAACAGCAUCUUCGGUUGGUGUUUGACGAGUACCUGAAGACCACCGGGAAGCCCAUCGAAGCCAGCAUCAGAGGGGAGCUGUCUGGGGACUUUGAGAAGCUAAUGCUGGCUGUGGUGAAAUGUAUCCGGAGCACCCCCGAGUAUUUUGCCGAAAGACUCUUUAAGGCCAUGAAGGGCCUGGGGACCCGGGACAACACCCUGAUCCGCAUCAUGGUCUCCCGGAGUGAGCUGGACAUGCUGGACAUCCGGGAGAUCUUCCGGACCAAGUACGAGAAGUCCCUGUACAGCAUGAUCAAGAACGACACCUCCGGGGACUACAAGAAGACUCUGCUGAAGCUGUGUGGGGGAGACGAUGAUGCUGCUGGCCAGUUCUUCCCGGAGGCAGCGCAGGUGGCCUAUCAGAUGUGGGAGCUUAGUGCAGUGGCCCGAGUAGAGCUGAAGGGAACUGUGCGCCCGGCUGUUGCUUUCAACCCUGAUGAGGAUGCCAAAGCCCUUCGGAAGGCCAUGAAGGGGAUUGGGACUGACGAGGGCACCAUCAUCGACAUUGUCACGCACCGCAGCAACGCCCAGCGGCAGCAGAUCCGCCAGACCUUCAAGUCUCACUUUGGCCGGGACCUAAUGGCCGACCUGAAGUCUGAGAUCUCUGGAGACCUGGCGAGGCUGAUUCUGGGGCUCAUGAUGACACCUGCCCACUACGAUGCCAAGCAGCUGAAGAAGGCCAUGGAGGGUGCCGGCACCGAUGAAAAGGCGCUCAUCGAAAUCCUGGCCACUCGGACCAAUGAGGAGAUCCAGGCCAUCAAUAAAGCCUAUAAGGAGGACUAUCACAAGUCCCUGGAAGAUGCUCUGAGCUCAGACACGUCCGGCCACUUCAAGAGGAUCCUCGUUUCUCUGGCCACGGGAAACCGUGAGGAAGGAGGAGAAGACCGGGACCAGGCCCAGGAAGAUGUCCAGGUGGCUGCUGAGAUCUUGGAAAUCGCAGACACGUCCAGUGGGGACAAAGCUUCCCUGGAGACGCGCUUCAUGACCAUCUUGUGCACCCGCAGCUACCCGCACCUGCGGAGAGUCUUCCAGGAGUUCAUCAAGAAGACCAACUACGACGUGGAGCACACCAUCAAGAAGGAGAUGUCCGGGGACGUGCGGGACGCCUUCGUGGCCAUUGUUCAAAGUGUCAAGAACAAGCCUCUCUUCUUUGCCGACAAACUCUACAAAUCCAUGAAGGGUGCUGGCACGGAUGAGAAGACCCUCACCAGGAUCAUGGUCUCCCGGAGUGAGGUUGACCUGCUUAACAUCCGGCGGGAGUUCAUUGAGAAAUAUGACAAGUCUCUGCACCAAGCCAUUGAGGGUGACACCUCUGGAGACUUCAUGAAGGCCUUACUAGCUCUCUGUGGCGGCGAAGACUAACACUUCCACUUGGGUGGCACCUCUGCCAGCAACUCCUCUGCCAGCAACUCCUGCCACCGUGACCAAGGCUGAUUGCUCAAGUUCUGGAAGGGGCGGGGUUAGGGGAGGGGGCCGGGGGUGGGCUCUCUUCUCUUCAACUGGGACUUCAGAAAGGCUCCCCCCAUCCCACUCCCACCCCCGGGGCCUCAAAGGCCCAUCGCAGUUGGUCACUUCUGCUGGGUGUUGUGUCUGGGUGGCCAAAGAUCUGUAGCCCCGAUGCUGUCCACCUCUGCGCCCUGUCUGCCUCCUGGGCCUUUCCCCAGAUCCCACCCCUCACCACAAGUCUCCCCUGGUUCUGUCAAAUCCCCAAACAGUACUGAGCCUUUCUGUGUAA
This is a messenger RNA of Echinops telfairi (small Madagascar hedgehog), 2424 nucleotides long. RefSeq names its product annexin A6 (gene ANXA6). Bases 30 to 2051 code for a protein of 673 amino acids. Gene Ontology annotation, cellular component: cytoplasm; focal adhesion. Gene Ontology annotation, molecular function: actin filament binding; chondroitin sulfate binding; cholesterol binding. The transcript has 25 exons. Gene Ontology annotation, biological process: growth plate cartilage chondrocyte differentiation; neural crest cell migration; regulation of muscle contraction. The record is from RefSeq and is a predicted model, not a curated record. NCBI's taxonomy places the organism in Eukaryota, Metazoa, Chordata, Mammalia, Afrosoricida, Tenrecidae.